Molecule: messenger RNA, 2182 nt
Organism: Phalacrocorax carbo (great cormorant)
Lineage: Eukaryota; Metazoa; Chordata; Aves; Suliformes; Phalacrocoracidae
Source: RefSeq, a predicted model, not a curated record
ACUGACAGGCUUAAUCUGCUGACUGCCAGGGAGCAGGUGGUUCGUCCUGACUCUGAGGGAGCUUGUAGGCAGGAAGCAGGACGGGAAGCAGGCAGACUACUAGCCACAGGGCUGGGGUCACAUAGAGCAGUGCAGCCCCCUUCAUUACAGCAUCCUCAUUGCAGGGACAGGGGACUAGGAAAACUACAGUUCCCAGCACCCUUUUGUGCAUGUCUCUGCAAACUACAGUUCCCAGAACCUUUUAAUGAGCCGGAGGGACUGUCUAUGGAAAUAAAUGCCGACGAUUGUUGCAUAACACUCUGCACCUCGGAAAGUGCUGGCAGGCCUUUGGUUAGUGAAAAAGGGAAGAGGGGAAAAGCCAGGGAGCAUCAGCGCUGUGGAGCUGUGGUGUUGCUCACCCCUAACAGCCACAGCGACAUCCUCCAGCAGCGACCACCCUUCCUUCCCUCGGGACCCACAGGGAGGUCCCUGCCCCCCCCUUGAAGCACUGCCGCUGCGGAGGGAGAGGCAGAUAAACUACAGAUCCCGGCACCCUCCGGCAGGCAGUACCUGCGGCAGUCCCUGCACGCCGGGGAGGGGGUGGAGAGAAUGAGGAUGGAGGGCGGGGAGGAGAUGCAGGGCGCCGUAGGGCUACGCUGCACCUGGGAGAUCCCGCCACCCGCUGGCACCCAGGCCAAGUGGGUGAGGCUCAAUGUGGGGGGCACCGUCUUCCUCACCACCAGGCAGACCCUGUGUCGGGAGCAGAAAUCUUUCCUGUGUCGCUUGUGCCAGGGCGAGGAGCUGCAGUCGGACCGGGAUGAGACUGGUGCGUACCUAAUAGACCGGGACCCCACUUACUUUGGACCCAUCCUGAAUUUCCUCCGUCAUGGGAAACUGGUCCUGGAUAAAGAUAUGGCUGAAGAGGGGGUCCUAGAAGAAGCUGAGUUCUAUAAUAUUGGUCCUUUAAUCAGAAUAAUCAAGGACCGACUGGAGGAGAAGGACUACACGGUAACUCAGGUGCCUCCUAAGCAUGUCUACCGCGUGCUACAGUGCCAAGAAGAGGAGCUCACUCAGAUGGUUUCUACUAUGUCGGAUGGAUGGCGCUUUGAGCAGCUUGUGAACAUUGGCUCAUCCUAUAACUAUGGGAAUGAGGAUCAGACAGAGUUCCUGUGCGUGGUCUCCAAAGAGCUGUACAGUUCCCCCAAUGGCCUGAGCUCUGAGCCCAGCCACAAAGCCAAGGUGCGUUACCUGUCUGCACUCACAGCUCCCACCAGCCUGAGCUCUGCAUGAAUGACUCACUUCCCUCUUGUGGGUAUGGCCCUGGUUUGUAGAGCUUGGGGAGGGGGAACGAGGGAGGGGAGGUUGACUCAUCCCUAAGGUGUCUUUUCCAAUCAUCCUAAGUGUGCCUUUACCUGCCAAGCAGGCCCUACAGCUCCAGACCAGAGGCUCUGGCAGCAGAAAGGAGAGGGCAGCUGGGAGAAAUGAAGAGGGGUGGAAAUGAAUGCAAAGCAGGCAGGGGUGGCACUGGGAAGGGGGGAAGUCUGCCACGUGUCUGCCUGACACGCAUGCCAGAUCGCUUCUCCAGACUGCCGUCCACAGUUCCUUUGCCUGCCAGCCCGAGAGCAGUUUGCAGAAGGCAGCCUGUUAUUUUCCCCUCCCCGCUUUCACUUCCCUGGGCUUUUCCCCCACCGCCUCUGCCAGGGUGAGAGCGCAGCGAAAGAAGGUGACGAAGGCAGGGCAGAAGUAGCCAGUCCCCACUCCAGAUGUUCUCGCAGCUGGGUGCGAAAUGAGACUCUCUGCUCUGCCUUUUGCUCAGGGAGGCUGCCUGGCCAGUGUGCGUGGGGCUGGGUGCAGAAAACUUUAGGAGGAGGAUUCCUCUCUGAUACUGGAAAACUGGCUCUUAGGUGCUCAGUUGCCACUCUCUGUCCUGGUGGAGGGCACUUAUUAGCUGGCUGACAUUUCUCUCUCCCUCUGUUCAAGAGCUGUGGGACCUGAGUGUUAUUCUCUUAAAAGUCAGUGUAUGUUAAUCACACAGACUUUUCCUUCCUUUUUCUAUUUUCUCCCACCCUCACUCCUCGUCUCUUUUCUUUUUCUUCUGUUCUCAUUUCCUCUGUCAUUUCCCUUUUCCUGUUUCUCACUCUCCCCUCCAGGCACAAUUGCUUUUUUCCCUGGCAUUGAUUUUGUUUCUCUCUUUCUCUCUCCU